AUGGCAUCAUUCGAUGAUAUUCUCAUGACAAAUACAUUUAGUCUACAAACAACACCUAUUCGAUGUCUUCUCAUUUCACCAUUUUUUUGGGCUCUAAUUACAUUAUGUUUUGCUUUUAUUAUUCUACUUAUCAUGGGAAUUUUAUACUAUUCACCAACAGGAAAGAAGCAUUUUCAACGUCUUGAAAAGGUUUUUCGUCAUUCCGAUCUAAUUGGUAACGGAGAAUUAUGGUUUGGUGGACUUAUUUCAUUUGCUAUCAUUGUACUUAUUAUCUAUAGUUUUUGGUUUGGUACAGUUUUUGUUAUAAAAUAUCCAGUAGAAACAUCAAGUGAUAGUUAUUUUGUAUGUGAUACAUCAUUAAGAAAUACUCAAUUUAGUUCAGCUCUACAAUUAUUAGCUACAAUUAAAUCUGUUGACGAAACACCUAUAUUUGAUAUGCUUGAUAUGCAAGAAUUUACUAUGACUGUCAAUUUUGUACAAACAGAUUAUACUUGUGAUGAUGUUACUGCACAGGAAAAUAUUGGCACUUAUUCAGUAGCAUUACCACGAUCAUAUUAUAUUGGUGGUGUUUGUAUAUGUCUUAUGGGUUCUCGUUCUGCAAGUAAUGAUUCAUCAUACGUAGUUCAAACUAUGGACUAUUGCCAAUUAUUUUUUACAUCCGAUCAAACUCUUAGUCAAACAACAGAAAUCAAUUUUGCCCUUACGAAAGUUAUUAAUCGAACAGAAUCAUUAGAUUAUAGUGGUUCAACUAAUUAUAGUGGUAUAUGGAUUCCAACAUCGACUCAUGGAUCACUCAAUGAUCGUCUUGUUUAUUCACAACAAGGCGCUUUUCUUCGCUAUCUAUCUACACAACAUACACUUAUUAUCACUUUUAGUGAAACAGAAUUCUAUGUUAUCAAUAGACAAGAACCAAUUUCACGAAUGGGAGAAAUUCUUUUUCAUAAUAUACUUUUUACAACGACUAUUAUUGGUAUCUUUGCAUUAGCCUUUCUUGUUUUUAAAUUGACGUUUAUGCCAAUAGUGGAAUGGAUUAUUAGACAUGAAAAGUUGUUAUUACAUUUUUGUAAAUUAAGAAAAGAAAGAUCAACACAAAAUGAUAAUACACUUUAA
Messenger RNA from Rotaria sp. Silwood1, 1110 nucleotides. Lineage: Eukaryota; Metazoa; Rotifera; Eurotatoria; Philodinida; Philodinidae. The record is from the annotation of a GenBank genome assembly.